AUUAUAAUGAUACGCAUGGCGAUAGAAUGACAAUCGACCGGUGUGGUUCAAGUAGUGCUAUUUACAUCGCGAAUUUGUUGUUUUGGUACUUGUUUUGAUUUCCCAAUAUACUUCCAGAUUGAGAGAUAAUUUUACAAAAUGCCAAAAGAACAAUUCCGUGAAGCGGACGUUAUCAAAAAGAUCUCACACGUCUCAUUCGGCAUCGACAAGCCUGAACUGAUUCAGCAGGAAUCUCAUCUUCAUGUUGUAGCGAAGAAUUUAUACAAUCAAGAUGCUAACCGAACUCCGGUAUCGUUUGGUGUGCUGGAUCGACGAAUGGGAGUUAGCCAAAAGGAUGCUACAUGCGAUACAUGUAAAAAGGGUUUGAACGAUUGUGUUGGACACUUUGGUUACAUCGAUCUUGCACUACCGGUGUUUCACGUCGGUCAUUUUCGUGCCACCAUAACAAUAUUGCAGUCAAUCUGCAAGGUUUGCUCACGAGUUAUGUUGAAGGAGGAUGAAAAGAAACAAUUCAGUGCUCGCCUCAUGAAUCCUAAUUUGUCCUAUCUGGCGAAGAAAUCCAUCCACAGUCUGGUUCUCAAAAAGGCCAAGAAAAAUACCAAAUGUCCUUAUUGUGGCAGUCUCAAUGGGCCGGUUAAGAAGGGAGCAGGCCUAAUGAAAAUUGUCCACGAGCCAUACCGUGGUAAAAAAGCCACAGAUCCGAUCAUAACUAAUGCUCUGGAGGAAAUGUUGAAUGCCAUCGAAGGUAAUCGGGAACUCUCCCAGACGAUAGGGCCUUCCUCGUUGUCCAAGGAACUCAACCCUGUCGAGGUGCUGGACUUAUUCAAAAACAUUCCCAAGUGCGACGUUCCGCUGCUAGGCAUGACCUCUCCUGACUCUGAUCCGGCGAAUUUGAUCCUCACUCGAGUGUUCGUUCCUCCCGUGUGCAUCCGACCAUCAGUGGUGUCCGAGGUGAAGGCGGGCACUACUGAGGAUGAUUUGACUAUGAAGCAAAGUGAGAUUUUGCUUAUCAGCGAUGUUAUAGCGAAACAUACGAUGUCCGGAGGAAAGAUUGAGCUCAUCCAAGAAGACUGGGACUAUCUGCAACUUCACUGUGCGUUGUACUUCAACAGCGAACUGUCGGGCAUUCCGCUUGCGCUGAUGCCUAAAAAGCCAUCAAGAGGUAUCGUACAGCGUUUGAAAGGUAAGCAGGGUCGUUUUCGUGGUAAUCUAUCCGGAAAACGUGUAGAUUUUUCCGCUCGUACCGUCAUUUCACCGGAUCCCAAUCUAAUGAUCCAUCAGGUGGGAGUACCCGAUCGUGUUGCGAAAAUCUUAACCUUUCCCGAGCGAGUAAACUCGGCGAACAUCAAAGUAAUGCGUCAACUUAUAAAGAACGGAACUGAGAAGCAUCCGGGGGCGAAUUACGUUCAGCAAAAAGGAAGUGCAUUCAAAAAGUACCUUGCUUACGGCAAUCGUGACAAAGUUGCUCAGGAUUUGAAAUGUGGUGACAUUGUGGAACGUCAUCUAAUGGAUGGGGAUGUAGUUUUGUUUAACCGACAGCCCAGCUUGCACAAACUCAGUAUUAUGUGUCACGUGGCAAAAGUGCAACCCCAGCGAACGUUCCGUUUCAAUGAGUGCGCCUGUACACCAUACAAUGCCGAUUUCGAUGGGGACGAAAUGAAUUUACAUUUACCCCAAACGGAAGAGGCGCGCGCAGAAGCUUUGGUGUUGAUGGGAAACAAAUCGAAUUUGGUAACGCCCCGUAACGGUGAGCUACUGAUCGCAGCUACUCAAGAUUUCAUCACUGGCGGAUACCUUUUAACACAGAAAGAUCAAUUUCUCACACGCGAACAAGUAAUGCAGUUGGCAGCUUGUAUGCUGUCGGGUCCGGAUGCUAAUAUGGAAAUUGAUUUACCGAAACCAGCGAUUAUAAAACCGCGUAAAAUGUGGACGGGGAAACAAAUUUUCAGUCUUAUCCUGAAACCCAACAAAGAGUCUACCGUGAAUGCCAACCUUUCAACAAAAGGUCGUAACUACACCUCCGGGAAGGAUAUGUGUGUGAAGGAUUCAUGGGUUGUUAUCCGGAAUUCGCAGCUGAUGUGUGGAGCGAUGGACAAGGGAACGAUGGGUUCUGGUACGAAAAAUUGUGUCUUCUAUGUGAUUCUGAGAGAUUUCGGCGAAGAUCACGCGAUCCGUUCGAUGUGGCGGUUGGCAAGAAUGGCUUCAUAUUUUAUGAUGAAUCACGGAUUCUCGUUCGGCAUUGGCGAUGUAACACCAAGCAGACAGUUGCUGAAUGAGAAACAGAAGCUUUUGGAAAAUGGGUACCGACGUUGUGAUGAGUACAUCGCUGAAAUGAAGAAAGGAACCCUCCAAUGUCAACCUGGUUGUACGGCAGAACAAACGUUGGAAGCCGUAAUGCUGAAGGAGCUGUCUAGUAUUCGAGAACUGGCGGCUAAAGCAUGCUUCCGAGAGUUGCAUCCAACGAAUAGCGCUCUGAUUAUGGCACAGUCUGGCUCAAAAGGUUCAAAUAUUAACAUUUCGCAGAUGAUCGCUUGCGUCGGUCAGCAGGCUAUUAAUGGCAAACGAGUCCCGAAUGGGUUUGAAGAUCGAGCGUUGCCCCAUUUUGAGAAAUUUUCUAAAAUUCCAGCGGCACGUGGUUUCGUUCAGAACAGCUUUUAUUCAGGCUUAACGCCAACGGAAUUCUUUUUCCACACGAUGGCCGGUCGAGAGGGUCUCGUCGAUACGGCUGUAAAGACGGCUGAAACCGGUUAUCUGCAGCGACGAUUGGUCAAAUGCUUGGAAGAUCUUGUUGUGCAGUACGACGGAACUGUACGGAAUGCCAUCGGCGAAGUUGUUGAAUUUACUUAUGGUGGUGACGGACUCGAUCCUGUUUUCAUGGAGGUAAAGAACAAACCUGUUGAUAUAGAUCGCCAGUUUAUGCAUGUCCGAAAUAUGCACCCUUGUCGAGAUGAGCAUCCACUGAAGGGAGAAGAAAUUCUGUCUGUGGGAGAGAAAAUUCUCAAAACACCGGAAUUUGAUGGAUGCAGAGAGGAUUUCAGAAAGGAGAGCUUGAAAUACUUGGCAAGUUUUGGGCAAAAGUUGGCACAAAUUCAGAACAGCUAUAGUAACUGUUCCAAUGUGGCUCUGGAAAUAGAGCGAACUACCGAAGGACAGUUGGGAAGAUUCCUCAAGCAGGUGCGCAACAAGUAUAACAAAGCAAUUACGGAACCUGGUACUGCCGUUGGGGCGCUGGCCGCUCAAAGUAUCGGCGAACCGGGAACGCAGAUGACUCUGAAAACUUUCCAUUUUGCGGGUGUCGCUUCUAUGAACAUCACCCAGGGUGUGCCGCGUAUUGUGGAAAUUAUCAAUGCGACGAAGGCUAUUUCAACACCCAUCAUCACGGCAGAGAUAGAGGAUAACACUAGUAUGGAAUUUGCACGUAAGGUGAAGGCAAGAAUCGAGAAAACCACGUUGGGCGAGAUUUCAUCUUACAUCGAAGAGGUGUAUAAGUCAGAUGAUUGUUUUCUGCUUAUAAAACUUGAUCUGGACCGAAUCAGGGUGCUGGGGCUGGAAGUCAAUGCAGAUACAAUCCGUUAUUCUAUUUGCAUCUCUAAAUUGAAAAUAAAACACGAGAAUAUAGAAGUGUACGGCCCAUCCCUCAUAACGAUCCGGCCGGAUCCCUCGAAGCACAGCCACGCGCUGAACGCGGAACUGCAACGGCUUCUGUCGGCCGUUCCCAACGUUGUGGUUGCGGGCCUUCCUCAGGUAUCGCGUGCUGUCAUUGCCGUUGACGACUCUCGGGGCGCACCCACUUACAAACUCUGCGUCGAAGGGUAUGGCUUGAGAGAUGUAAUGGCCACCUAUGGGGUUGUAGGUGCUAAGACAAAGAGCAAUAACAUUCUAGAGGUGUACGGUACACUAGGGAUCGAGGCUGCCCGAACGACCAUCAUGAAUGAAAUUACCGACGUUAUGGAAGGCCACGGAAUGAGUGUAGAUCACCGUCACAUUAUGCUGCUGGCAAGUCAGAUGACCUCAAGAGGGGAAGUGCUCGGUAUCACACGCCACGGGUUGGCGAAAAUGAGAGAAUCGGUGUUCAAUUUGGCAUCGUUCGAAAAAACCGCCGAUCAUUUGUUUGAUGCUGCUUACUAUGGACAGACCGAUUCGAUAGAUGGCGUUUCUGAAAGAAUUAUUCUUGGUAUGCCAGCUUCUAUCGGCACUGGACUGUUCAAACUUAUUCACAAUCAUACCGAUACAAAACUGGAUGACAUUGUGGAGCCAAUUUUCAAUCUCGCAUGACACAGAUCAAAAAAAUCUUAAAUUGGAUAUACGAUAAAUUAUUGUAAAGAUAAAUCCUUUUUGUUGAAAUAUAAGCAUAGAUUAAGAUUAGACUCAUGUCCGCUCCUCACCAAUUGUUCGACUAC
Molecule: messenger RNA, 4400 nt
Organism: Toxorhynchites rutilus septentrionalis
Lineage: Eukaryota; Metazoa; Arthropoda; Insecta; Diptera; Culicidae
Gene: Polr3A
Product: DNA-directed RNA polymerase III subunit RPC1
Exons: 9
Coding region: 139-4275 (1378 amino acids)
Biological process (GO): DNA-templated transcription
Molecular function (GO): DNA binding; DNA-directed RNA polymerase activity
Source: RefSeq, a predicted model, not a curated record